UGAGUAGUACAUUUUGUCAUCAUCAAUGUUCACGCAGUGUCAGAAAUCUCAUUCCCAACUCUCAAUUAUUUGUAGAACCGGUCAGAUCUUACCAUUCACAAUAUCAACCCUUUCACACUGCAUAGUUGCAUUAUUCUAAGCCCCUUUGAUCAAAAUCUAAGCAUGGUAGUUGAGUGGAAAGGAGAAUAUCAUUUUGGACAGCUGCCUUUCCCCAGAUUGCAUGUUUACAAACUCAAACGUGAGACUCUUUGCGCACUUGUUUUUUCUUCACGACAAAAAGAUUGAGGAUCCGGGUUUGUAGUGUAAAGAAAAUGGAAGAUUAUGAGUUUGUCAAGGAUAUCGGGGCUGGGAGUUUCGGUUUCGCAAGGCUUAUGAGGAACAAGGAAACUCAAGAACUGGUUGCCAUGAAGUUCAUUGAAAGAGGACACAAUAUAAAUGAGGAUGUUGCCCAAGAGAUCAUUAAUCAUAGAUCACUCUGGCAUCCAAGUAUAAUAAAAUUCCAGGAGGUGAUACUUACACUUACCCACCUUGUGAUUGUGAUGGAAUAUGCUGCCGGAGGAGAACUCUUCCAACGCACCAUAGAUGAAGGGAGAUUCACCGAAGAUGAGGCUCGAUACUUCUUCCAGCAGUUAAUAUCAGCCGUAAGAUAUUGCCAUCACAUGGAAAUAUGCCAUGGGGACUUGAAGCUGACCAAUUCUCUGUUGGAUGGAAGCUAUGCACCAAGACUGAAAAUAUGUGAUUUUGGCUUCUCGAAGACAUAUCUGCUUCAUUCAAAACCUAAAUCAAUUGAUGGCACUCUGCGAUACAUUUCUCCAGAGAUUCUUUCUGGUACAGAGUAUGACGGCAAGUCGGCAGAUGUUUGGUCAUGUGGAGUGACAUUAUAUGUCAUGCUAUUUGGUGCAUACCCAUUUGAAGAUGAAAAGGAGCCUGAAAAUUUUGAGAAAACUACACAGCAUAUACUGGGUGCCCAGUACAAGAUCCCUGCUAACAUUCCCAUAUCUGAAGAAUGCAAGCAUAUCCUUUCUCGCAUCUUCACUUCUCCAGCGAGUAGGAGGAUCACGAUACAAGAAAUCCAUAACCACCCAUGGUUUUUAAUUAACUUGGCCCGGGAGCUAACUGUUAAAAACCAAGCCAUAUACUACAGUAGAGACGACCCAGUUUUCCUCCAGAGUGUAGAGAGCAUCAUGGAGAUCGUGGAACAAGCCAGGAAGCCUGCAGUGCAAUCUCCUCCAGUUUCCAGUUCGAUUGAAAGGUUUGGAUGGGCAGAAAAAGAAAACAAUGAAGACCAAAAAGGAAAUGUGAAACUCGAGGUGGAGGAAGAAGAUGAGUAUGAGGUGGCGGAAGAAAAGGAGUAUGAUGAGAAAGUGAAGGAGGUAUACAGAUCGAAGAGUUUGUCAGUAUCCGGUGUGGUGAGAUUAGCAGAAAGGUCCCUAGUACCAAACAAGUUCCACUCUGAUCAUACAGAUCCAUCACCACUUGCAGCUACAACUGUUGAUCAAUCAAUUUAUGGUUUGCGUAUGCCUGAAAGGUCUAUAGUCACAAACCAAAUACAUUCCUCUCAUUCAGAAUCAGCAGUCUCCCAGUCAGAAACUUAUGCAGAAAAGGGUAAAAAUUCAAUACAAGGGGAUUCAACAAUGUAUGUGCGUUCGGCCGAAAAGUCUAUUGAGUCGAACGUAUCACAUUUUUAUCAGUCACAUCCAUCAGCAUCUCAGUCCACAAGAUUUGCAGGAAAUCCUAGGAAUUCAAAUAUAAAAAAUUCAUCUAUUUCUAGUGUGCGUCCGUCUGAAAAGUCUAUAAAGUCAAAUGUAUCACAUCCCACAGAAGCAUCAGAGUAUCUAAUGCAAUCACUAGAUUUUGCCUCCCAACUAUCAGAUAAUCCAUCAAUAUCUGAUGUGCGCAGCGCAGAGAAGUCUGUAGUACUUGAGCAAUUGCAUUCCUAUCAAAAUUUAUCAACUUCUAAGCUGCAUGCUCCAGGUCAUGCAGAAGAUCCCAUAGAUUCAAAAGUUCUAUCUUCUGUUGACUCUGCACAAAUUGGGAAUUUAGAUUUAUCCAUCUAUAACGUACAUUCAGCAGAAAAGCCUCUACCCUCCUGUUUCCACUUUGAUUGGAGGGGUUGGAUGGGAAAAGGAAGAGCAAAAUGAUUACCGAGAAGAGAAUUUGGAACUUGAGGUGGUGUACAAAGAUGACUACGGAUUUUAAGAUUCAGAAGUUUAUGAAAAUAAGAAAGUCAAGUAGGCAAACAAAUUGAAGACUUAUCUGAUACAUGAUGUUCUAGUUGUUGUACAGAACAUGUUUAUUUCUUGCAUACAAAUUAUGUGGUAUCAAUAGGCAAGUAAAAUUCUUUUGUGUUGUGGACACGAAAUGUACUUCUCUAUGAUUAUGCCUCUCAAAGUGUUGAGUAUCUCAGUUACAGGUUUCAUUUCAAAGUGGCCCGUGGAGGUAGGCUGUUAAUAUUGGACUUCUGAGCAUCGAUUCUCUCCUGGUAAAGAGAAGCAAAGUUGCUGGACUCAAACAAUGAUGCCACGGAUCAUGAACUAAACACAGAAAUUACUGACAAAUAAUAAGUAAUCGAACCAGAAAUAGAAACAGUUGCAGAAGAAUUUGCCCAGUAGCCUUUACACUGGAAGAUGGCGUUUGUAGAGUUUGGUUGAGAUGUUAAUAUGAAAUUUGUGUUCUCUGUUGAGAUGCUUCCGGAAAGAAUAUUUGUACCAUCAUUGUCUAGUGUGCUGAGAUCACAGUUCGAUUCUGAUCAUACAGAUCCAUCAACCAUCUCAUCGGCUUGGCGCUAAUUUUUUAUUUAUCAAUCCAUGUUUAGUAUAUGCGUUUUUACUCAAACUGAUCCAUCCACAUCAGAGUCAAUAAGUCUCUAAGUUCUUAUUUAUUUGUAUUACAAGUUUACAACUACUCGCGUAUAUCUUCAUACAAUCUAUAACCACAAUUAUUGAUGAAAGAAAAUUCUUAGUGCUAACACAGA
Daucus carota subsp. sativus is the source of this 2974-nucleotide messenger RNA. RefSeq names its product serine/threonine-protein kinase SAPK7-like. Gene Ontology annotation, biological process: protein phosphorylation; intracellular signal transduction. NCBI's taxonomy places the organism in Eukaryota, Viridiplantae, Streptophyta, Magnoliopsida, Apiales, Apiaceae. Gene Ontology annotation, cellular component: cytoplasm. The coding region runs from base 312 to 2141 and encodes 609 amino acids. The transcript has 9 exons. Gene Ontology annotation, molecular function: ATP binding; protein serine/threonine kinase activity. The record is from RefSeq and is a predicted model, not a curated record.